CCUUCCUUCCCCUCCUACUCUAUGGCCCCGCGCGGUUUGUCGCUGUUUACCUGCGGUGACGUCACAGGGAAGCGUGAAAGCGGAAGCGGAGAGAGAGACAAAAUGGCGGCGGAGGAGGAGGCAGAAAGUGGAGCUUUGGAGCCUGAGACGGCUGCUUCUGACAUCUCAGAAGAUCAGAUGACAGCAGAAGAAUUGGCUGCACAAAAGAGAGAGGCACGCCUUCGGAAAUUCAGAGAGCUUCAUCUAAAAAGGAAUGAAGCCCGCAAGUUAAAUCACCAAGAAGUUGUGGAAGAGGAUAAAAGGCUGAAAUUGCCAGCAAACUGGGAAGCAAAAAAGGCUCGUUUAGAAUGGGAGCUGAAGGUGGAAGAAAAGAAAAAGGACUGUAUGGCAAAAGGAGAAGAUUAUGAAAGAGUGAAGCUGUUAGAAAUCAGCGCAGAAGAUGCGGAACGAUUUGAGAGGAAGAAGAAAAAGAAAAAUCCUGAUCUUGGAUUUUCAGAUUAUGCGGCUGCUCAAUUACGCCAGUAUCAGAGGUUGACCAGGCAGAUCAAACCUGACCUGGAAAAGUAUGAAAAGCUAAGAGAAGAAAGUGGUGAAGAAUUUUACCCAACUUCAAAUAGUCUUCUUCAUGGAACUCAUGUGCCCUGUAAAGAAGGUGUUGACAGAAUGGUUUCAGAUCUUGAAAAACAAAUCCAAAAACGUGAAAAAUACAGCCGGAGACGUUCUUACAACGAUGAUGCAGAUAUUGACUACAUCAAUGAGCGGAAUGCGAAGUUUAAUAAGAAGGCUGAGCGGUUCUAUGGAAAAUAUACUGCAGAAAUUAAACAGAACUUGGAAAGAGGAACAGCUGUCUAGGAGAUUCAGGAUACAGCAAAGAAACAGCCAUCCAGGUUUUCCAGUUUCUGCAUGUAAAACCUGUUUUACAAAGAGAGCUUGGCUUUUAAUACAAGUUAAUGUAAUGAUUAAAUUUAUCUAAGACUCUUAUUACUUUAAUAAUAUCACAUUAGGAUUUGGUGGCUCAGUGACAAUUUGUCCUGUAUAUAAUACUUGUGGAACACUAGAAAUUAUUUUAAUUUCUGGUUCACAAGGGAGCAGUGAACAUGCCAAAAUUUCAAUUUUUCCUUAUAAACCUAAAUCCAGAUAAAGUCCAUUUCUUUAUUGGAGUCAAGAUUUUAAUUUUCAUGUACUGUAUCUGAAGUUUCUGUGUAACCACAUUCUGUACAGUAAGACAUUAGAUUUUUAUUACAGUUUGAAUGUAAAAUGUUAAGUUUGCUAAUAUAAUUAAACUAGUUAUCCUAUCGUAUAAAACCUGGAAAGUUUCUAGGAUCUAAUAAUCAAAGAUUUGAUUUAUACUGAAGAGCUCUUGUAAGUUAAUGAGGCUUAAUGCAGUCAAAUGUACUAGUUAGACAAAGCAGUAUUUCUUUUUAAAACAGAACUGGGAAAAAUAGCCCCAAGGCUAUUAAGCUCUAGGGUAGCACAGUGUUGCAUUUUAUUCUAAAGGUAUAAAAUUAUGUAUGUAUAUAUACUGUGUGGGAUAAGGUAUUUUGGGUAUCAUUAGCAUACUCUUGACACCGAAUGCUACUUUUUGGAGUCAGUCAGAGGUCAGCAGGCACUGGACCAGUCCCUGGAUGCUGAAGUUGGAUGAAUGAGAACCAGUAAAGUAAAGCUGAAUCUUUUUAGAUACAGAAUUGUUCACUCUAAACCUGGGAACUAGGUACGUGUCUCCUGAAAGGCCAUAGUUCAGAAGUCUUCCUGAGCCCAUCUGUGUCACUGGAAGGCAAAAUGCCACCUUGGGUUUUUACUGUGAAGAUUCAUUCUGAGUUGUUGAGAGGAGGAAUCACAUCCUGGGUUUCUCCCAUCACUGCCCAGAGACAAGCAGGAAUUGGCUCAAAAUCUCAGUAUCGCAAUAAGAAAACUGAACAAGCUCCUCCCAGCUCUGCCAUCUUAGCCUUCAUUUGAAACCCUAGCCAGGCCUACAGGGGAGGUCUUUCUGUUAAGUCUCACAACCUUCACAGGUACAAUUGGUGAAGACUAGGUAGAAAGCCUUCUCCAUUGCUGCUCCCAGACUACGGAAUGGUUGGCCUCCCUCCCGCUAGUUGCAGGUGAAGAUGUUUUUAUAAUUGUGAGUCUGAUUAAACUAGUGUGUGUAAACGGUG
Messenger RNA from Sceloporus undulatus (fence lizard), 2153 nucleotides. It is a transcript of the gene SYF2, whose product is annotated as SYF2 pre-mRNA splicing factor. Lineage: Eukaryota; Metazoa; Chordata; Lepidosauria; Squamata; Phrynosomatidae. The transcript has 7 exons. Gene Ontology annotation, cellular component: post-mRNA release spliceosomal complex; Prp19 complex; catalytic step 2 spliceosome. The record is from RefSeq and is a predicted model, not a curated record. The coding region runs from base 22 to 852 and encodes 276 amino acids.